Molecule: messenger RNA, 513 nt
Organism: Mesocestoides corti
Lineage: Eukaryota; Metazoa; Platyhelminthes; Cestoda; Cyclophyllidea; Mesocestoididae
Source: the annotation of a GenBank genome assembly
AUGCAACUCCUAAGUACCCUCAUCACCAACCCGAAUAGCGACUACGCUUCGGGCCAUUUUCCACUGUUGUUGCUUCUGGUGUUCCACCACCUCAACACUGCGAUGCACACCGAGGCCUCGCCUCUUGAGUCUGCGUUGUCGGUCCCCACCACAGCUGAGGACAUCGUCCUUCGAAAGGCCCCCUUCACCCCCACCUCUGACCUCCAAGUUGAACAAAAGCGCGGUGACUCUGAUCCGCGGCGGAUAAUGUGCGGCUACCAGUUGAUUGUGAAUCUCAAAUUGCAAUGCGGUGAUCGCGGCACCUUUUCGCCGUACGAACGGGGGCCACGAACAAAACGUGGUCUGCAUCUAGGUGGACAACUGCCCCCGUACAACCCAUUCAGAGGUCGAGGCAGACUGUACGACGACCUCUGCUCCCUGUACCUCCAAUACGAGCCCUACACCAUCGUGACGGAGUGCUGCUGCCGUGGUUGCACUCGACGAUUCUUAGAACAGUUCUGCGCCAAGACCUGA